This is a messenger RNA of Lichtheimia ornata, 852 nucleotides long. RefSeq lists its product as uncharacterized. The record is from RefSeq and is a predicted model, not a curated record. The coding region runs from base 1 to 852 and encodes 283 amino acids. NCBI's taxonomy places the organism in Eukaryota, Fungi, Mucoromycota, Mucoromycetes, Mucorales, Lichtheimiaceae. The transcript has 7 exons.
AUGCAGAUGUCACCAGCGCAUGAACAUCAACCAAUUUCAUCCGCACCUAUGCCAUUAUCACCGAUCAUGACUGAAGCUGCUUUUGACAACUACCUUCCACCCAACCAACUACCUCCACCACCUCCUCCACCGCCUCCUACUCAACAACAACGCACUUUGUUGCGUGAUCGAGGUGCACGCCAUCCACCACGCAUACCUCGUUUACGACGUCUAUCUCCUCCUGACACCGAUAACAUGCGAUUUCGAUGCUUAUCAGAUGACAGGGUGGUGGAUAUGGAUCGACUGUGUGGCGAGAAAACUAAUAUCCCUGGGCAAAAUCAAUCGGUUUUGGAAUUUGAUGUAAUGGAGCAGGAUGGUGGGCAAUAUAGUGCUUCUUAUGGCGUCAGCAAUAUGCUGAGAAACGAUAAUUCAGUAUUCUGUUCUGCAAGGAGUGGUACGAUCAAUAUCCUUUUACGUUAUAGAGGGAAGCGGAAAACAGACCAAAGUUGUGUGAUAUCGCAAAUCGUUAUCAAGGCACCCCAAUACGGAUUUACAGCACCCUGCAAGGAUGGGAUGGUGUUUGUGUCUCGGUAUCCUAUUGAUGUGGAACGUACACGAAUAUUCGAUGACUUUACGGCAUCAGAUUACGAGCAUUACAUGAAUAACAAACCUGAUGACGAUUUGGAUCCAGUGGGAUGGUUUUCCCUUGACAAUGAGAGGCAUGUUGUUAUUCCCGUGGAACAUCGGUCGGCCAAGUAUGUGCUAGUAAAGUUGAUCCGAUCGGAAUUGGAGGUGGAUAAUAUCGAUAUCCAGUAUCUUGGUUUUGUGGGAUACUCGGGAGCACGUUCAUUUGCCAAUGCUAGGAUUUGCUAA